This is a messenger RNA of Synchytrium microbalum, 1224 nucleotides long. RefSeq lists its product as uncharacterized. The record is from RefSeq and is a predicted model, not a curated record. The transcript has 4 exons. Gene Ontology annotation, molecular function: GPI mannosyltransferase activity; alpha-1,4-mannosyltransferase activity. NCBI's taxonomy places the organism in Eukaryota, Fungi, Chytridiomycota, Chytridiomycetes, Synchytriales, Synchytriaceae. The coding region runs from base 1 to 1224 and encodes 407 amino acids. Gene Ontology annotation, cellular component: membrane; glycosylphosphatidylinositol-mannosyltransferase I complex. Gene Ontology annotation, biological process: GPI anchor biosynthetic process.
AUGUCAACCACUAGUAAAACACUCACAUUCCUCCCCAUAGUGGCCCGCAUCAUACUCCUACUCUAUGGGAUCUACCAGGACUCGCUCCCCAUACCUGUAAAAUACACGGACGUGGACUAUUACGUGUUCACAGACGCUGCAAACCUCACAUCCCACGGUGCUUCUCCAUAUAUCCGAUCCACAUACAGAUACACUCCCAUUCUAUCCUUUUUACUGCUACCAGGCAUAUGGACGGGAUGCCAUUCAUGGUGGGGCAAAGCUAUCUUCAUACUAGGUGACAUUGCUAGCACUGUAUUGCUAUCUCGUAUAUGUAAAUCACGUGGUAUAAAUCAAGAACAGUCGCAGUACUGGAUUGCUGGAAUAUGGAGUCUGAAUCCAUUCGUGGCUACUAUCUCCACGCGGGGAUCGUCGGAAUCGCUGGCUGUUUGUUUGGUGUUGUGGGCUGUAUACUUGAGUCUGGUCAAGAGGUGGAAGAUGAGUGCUGUUGUGUUGGGAGUUGCUAUUCAUUUCAAGAUUUAUCCGGUCAUAUACGGGGCACCGUGUCUCGUCAGUCUGAAACCUGAUGGUGCUGGUGUGGAAGGGACUUGGAGGGAUGUUAUGACAUUAAAGAGGGUGCAGUUUGUCGCUAUAUGUAGUGGGACGUUCGUUUUGCUGUCGUUAGCCAUGUACACUGUAUACGGAUACCCAUUCAUCCAGGAAUCAUACCUAUACCACUUCACACGCCAAGACCACCGCCACAACUUUUCAGUCUACUUCUACUCCCUCUACCUGACAAGCUCGUCACACUCGCCAGCACUAUGGUCACGACUUGUUAGUUUUGCACCUCAAUUGGGACUAGUUGCCUUCCUUGGCUUUAGAUACGGACACGACUUGCCGUUUGCAUGCUUUUUGCAAACGUUUGCGUUUGUCAUGCUGAAUAAGGUUUGCACCUCUCAGUAUUUCAUGUGGUAUCUAUGCUUCCUGCCAAUCAUACUUCCCACUAGCAGUUUAGCACAUUCAGGAAUGGGACUGUGUAUGCUUGUUGCGUGGGUUUUGGGACAGGCAUUAUGGCUCAACUAUGCAUAUCAGCUAGAACAUCUAGGCAGGAAUACAUUUCGUGAACUGUGGAUUGCUGGAUGUGUCUUUUAUAUAGUAAAUUGCUGGAUUCUGUACGAAUUUGUUCAAGAUGGGUCUACUUGGACAGUGCCUAAGGCUGCUGUGGAAAAGAAGAAGAAGAAGGCAUGA